This is a messenger RNA of Etheostoma spectabile (orangethroat darter), 6959 nucleotides long. RefSeq names its product zinc finger protein 536 (gene znf536). Gene Ontology annotation, biological process: regulation of DNA-templated transcription. The record is from RefSeq and is a predicted model, not a curated record. Lineage: Eukaryota; Metazoa; Chordata; Actinopteri; Perciformes; Percidae. Gene Ontology annotation, molecular function: RNA polymerase II cis-regulatory region sequence-specific DNA binding; DNA-binding transcription factor activity, RNA polymerase II-specific. Gene Ontology annotation, cellular component: nucleus.
GCAAAAGCGAGUUCCCCGAGGAGCGGUUUUGCGUUUGUAUGCAUGGGGAUUGGCAACACAACGGGGCUUAUUUACAUUAAAUACGCCACAAGGUUACAGUGCAGAUAGAUGAGCGUCAUUUUUAUCACUCAUUACUUCUCUUAAGCGGUGACUGACGCUCAGGACGCACGGGAGGCAACACUCAUUUAUCCUGGAGUUCUUUUUAAGGCGAGCAGAAGAGGGGAAAAGACUCGAAACAGUUCACUUUAAAAAGGCUCUUGUCGUCCCACCUUCUGCGGAGCUGUCGGCGCUCUUCCUGCCAUCCGGCGUUCGUUGGAGCGGCGGCAGUCACGCAGGGCUCCCUGAUCAGUGGCGACCAGAAGCGGAGCCGGAGCUGAGGCUGGCUUAACGGGGCUGAGCACGCUGUCCCGCUGUCCAAGGAACUACCCCCCCCGCAACCACCGUCUGAGGUGGCCAUUCCAGUAAGCAGUAGUCAAUCAGGGGUGACAGUGAGAGGCCACUUGAUCCAAACAGACAGGUUGCACUCCAGUAUGCAGUUGGUGUGUUAAGGAUGGAGGACUCUAGUUUGUGUCUUGGUGUGUCGUCGGCGGUGCCUGACGCUGAUGCCCAUCUGAACAGUGCAGUGUUAAAUGGCCGCUACCCCAUCAGUCAAAAGCUUCAUCAGCUUACUGCCCAGCUAGGACACGCCUUUCCUGACCUACACCGCCCACAACAGAUCCCUGAAGAAAAAGCAGCCACGCCUUUGGACGAGAAAACCCACCACGCCGCGCUGGCCAGUCAGCCUAUCAGCAGUCAGAUGGCCCUGCUAGCCAAUCAGCUGAACCGAGACAUUGACGCAGGGGCACUAAGUGGGUUGAACGGGCGUGUUGACCUGCAACAGUUUCUCAACGGCCAGAACUUGGGCAUCAUGUCCCAGAUGAACGAUAUUGAAGAUGACGCCCGCAAGAAUAGGAAGUAUCCCUGUCCAUUGUGUGGCAAGCGCUUCCGUUUUAACAGCAUCCUGUCCCUGCACAUGCGCACACACACAGGAGAGAAGCCCUUCAAGUGCCCCUACUGUGACCACCGGGCGGCUCAAAAGGGCAACUUGAAGAUCCACCUCCGCACCCACAAGCUGGGGAAUCUUGGUAAAGGCCGUGGCCGUGUCAGAGAGGAGAACAGGCUUCUGCAUGAGCUGGAGGAGCGGGCCAUCUUGAGGGAUAAGCAGAUGAGAGGGAGUGGCAGUCUCCUUCAGACAGUUCCAACACCCCAUCUGGGCCUCAAUAGCAGCUCUAACACCCAUCAGCAGCAACUAGGCUCAGCCUGUGGCCUCCUUCCCCCCUCUGGCCUAGCAACGCCAGAAACAAUUUCCCAACCUUCUUCUUCACCCAAGCCAGCCGGCACCCAAGAUGACCAGUCCUCCAAUCCAACUUCAGGCUUCCGCUGUACCUUCUGUAAAGGGAAGUUUAAGAAACGUGAGGAGCUGGACCGUCACAUCCGCAUACUCCACAAGCCCUACAAAUGUACUCUGUGUGAGUUUGCUGCUUCCCAUGAAGAGGAUCUGAUAAGUCACGUAGAGAAGGCCCACAUCACAGCAGAGAACACACAGGGCCAGGGUGCUGGUGGUGCCGGUGGAACACAGGUGGCCACUGAAUUCCGCUGUGACGUGUGUGGCCAGGUGUUCAGCCAAGCUUGGUUCCUAAAGGGCCACAUGCGCAAGCACAAGGACUCUUUUGAACACUGCUGCCAAAUCUGUGGCCGUCGCUUCAAGGAACCCUGGUUCCUCAAGAACCAUAUGAAGGUGCAUCUCAACAAGCUGGCCAUCAAGACCAAGCCGCCCCAGCCCAGUGAGCAGGACAUGGCUGUCGUCAAUAGCAUGAGCAAUCUGGCUCAGGAGGCUCAUGCCAAUCUUUAUUCCCGCUACAUCUCAUGUCUACAGGGAGGCUUUCUUUCACCAGACAAACAGGGCCUGAGUGAGCAACAUCAAAUGCUGGCUAAAGCAGGGAUAGCCAUGAAGGAAAAGGAGAUGCUAGGGAAGCUGCUCGGUCCAAUGUCAGGAGGUAUGGGCCAUGGACUGGGUGAAAAUGAAAAGCGCUCACUCCUGGGUUGUCUCAACCUUGUGCCACCACUCAAGUCGAGCUGCAUGGAGCGCCUCCAAGCAGCAGCAAAAGUGGCAGAGAUGGACUCCCUCAAUAGCUACCAAGCCUGGCAGAUAAUGGCGCGGGGCAUGGCUAUGGACAGGGCUUUCAUGCCGAAGGAGCAGCACCAGCACCAUAUACCACCAGGGCAGGAAGAUGAGAUAGGUGGGGCUGGAGCCUUGGCUUCCUUCUCGAAGGAUAAACAAGAAUACUCCUUGAUUGCAUCCAAUGACAGCUCCAAGCAGAAGCAGCUCUCGGAGGCCUUGCAGGGAUCCAAGGCCGCAAGCGGAGCCAUGAUGUCCAUGAAGGAGGAUGGAAGAGGCUUUGACAGUCACCGUGACUUAAUGUCUGUCCACGGUAGUGCUGAGACUCCUGGAGCCCUGGCUGGCUUGGGAAGCCCAAACAUUGACUUCAGCCUUUCCGGCUUGAAGGAAAAGCCUUCAGAAUGCCCUGAUUGUGGCCGGGUCUUCCGAACCUACCAUCAAAUGGUUGUCCACUCCCGCAUUCACGGCAAAGACAGACGAGGCAUUGAGGAAGCAAUCCAGCAACAUGGCCUGGACGAACGGCGUGGAUCAGCCAGUGAUCCUGAGUCCCAGUCCAUCAGCCGCUCCACCACUCCUGGUUCAUCCAAUGUGACAGAAGAGAGCGGAGCUGGAGGAGGACACUCCCAGACAGGAAGCGUCCAGGAUGACAGCCCACAUCCUUCAUCACCAUCUUCAGAUGUUGGGGAGGACUUGGGGAAGGCAGCAGGGAGCAUCCAGCCGUCUCUGUCCCAGCAUCGGGAGCGCAGUGUGGGCUCGUCCUCCAAGGAUUGUCCCUACUGUGGCAAGACCUUCCGCACCUCCCAUCAUCUCAAAGUCCAUCUGCGGAUACACACAGGAGAGAAACCCUACCGGUGCCCUCAUUGUGACUAUGCCGGCACCCAGUCUGCCAGUCUGAAGUACCACCUGGAGCGCCACCACCGUGAGCGUCAAAACGGCUCCACCACCUCAGGCCCAUCCUCUUGCCACACCCCUUCUUCUGACCACAAAGAGGAUCAUGGGAAGGCAACCGGUGGCGGCAUCUUUGCCCGACCAGACGUCCUCCGUAAUGUUUUCAAGAGCAUGCCUCCCAACCUAGACUUCAGGGGGGGUCCAUUGCUGCCACAUCAGUGGGCAACGGCCGGCAUGAUGUCUUCGCAUGACCGAGAUCGUGAGCGUGGAGACCGGCGCUUUGACUCCGCCUCUUCAGCGGAGAACAUGAAGACUGCUGACGGCCCGUCCGCCCUGAUCUCAACAGCGACAGAUAGCUUCUCUGACCUGAGCAGGGCUUACCAAAGCAUGAUGGGAAACGGAGUCCACUUUCAAGGUUCUCUCCAAGCCUUCAUGGACAGCUUUGUCCUCAGCUCCAUGAAGAAAGAUGCAAAGGACAACCAGAGUCCAGUCCAGCUCCAGGCCCAGUGCUACCACGACAAUGGCGAGCCCAAAGCCAAGCGGGCCGUCUCGGCUGACCAGGAAAGAGAAGAUAAGGCUGAAGCCAAAAAGAACUCUGAGCCAGGCAAACCCGGGUCCCAGUAUGAACCUCUUGAUCUGUCUGUGUCAGUCCGGCCAGAGUCUGCAUCUGGAUCCCUCCCUGGCUCUUCAGUCACCAUCCAUGAUAACGUGGCAUGGCACGGCUGCCUCUUCUGCUCCUUCUCCACCUCCUCAUUGGAGCUCAUGGCUCUGCACCUCCAGGCCAACCACCUGGGUAAGGCCCAACAGCAGCGGUCUGAUACAGGAAAGGAGCUUUACGGAGAGACCACCUCCACUAAUCACUCCUCCAACACUAAGACGUCGGGUAUGGCCCCUGACAAAGAUGGAGACAGAGAUGGAGAUAAAAGCCAGGGAGGCUGGAACAAUCACAUGGACCAGCCCUACAACCCCUUCCAGAGUGACUUCUACAGGCGCUUUGGUGGGUUGUAUGAUGGAUCCCCGAGGGCCAACCAGGGUCUUCAAGCGUAUUUAGCCCCAGCAGAGCAGGGUCUGGACCUACCAACCCAGGCCUUUGGAGGAGCACCUUUAGCUGGGGAUGACCACAUCGAUGAGAAGGGCUCCCGUGGAGACAUUGAAGAGGACCAGGUUGGAUCGGAUACAGAGGUUGCAAAGGCUGAGGGGCGCAGUGCCAGUGGGACCCCCUCAACCACCCCCAAGAGACAGCAGCAACAUAAUCACUCUGAAGAAGAGGAUGAGGAGGGAGGAGUGGGUGAAGAAGAGGAAGAAAGAGAUGAGUAUGGGCAAAUGGACGUGGAGCGAGACAGAGAAGGAAGUCCAGCUUCGGACCACCUCCAGAACCAUUCCAAACAUCUCCAAGACAAUUCUCUGCCACCAAGGGGUGGGGGUGGUUUGGCAGCAUCUUCCUCUGCCAUGACACAACUUUCUCUGGUUCCCAAAGCCAAGAACCAAGCUUUGCCACUGGAGAAGCAGUGGCAGCAGGGCCUGGCCCUCCUGUCUCCCGGAGGCCCCCAAGGACUCUUGAAGGCUGAGCAGCAGAGUCACCUAGAGCAGCAGAUGAACAUGCUAUCUGUCCUCCGAGCCUACAGCAACGACAACCUCCCUGCAUUCAACGGCCUGGGCGGCGGAGCAUCUACAGGGGGCAUGAAGAGGCCAGAUGCACCUGUGCAUCUCUGGGUAGGAGAGGAGGACCAGCCAAUGACCCAUGACCCCGCGCUGACCCACGACCCCAACCAUCUUAACAACGAGCUUAACCACCCUAACAACUAUAACCUAGGUGACCCAGAGGGGCUGGACGCCCACGCUGUAAACAAAGACUAACCGCCCACACCGGAGCAAGGCAGGAUGAUGAUGAAGGCGGUGAUGAUGAGGAGGAUGAUGAAGGAUAAAUGAAGGAGUACACUAUAACAAAGACUUUAUUUAAGAUGAAAAAAAAAAAACACAUACUACCGUCAGAAUCAAGAGAAGGCAUGAACUUUAUGAAGGAAAGUUUGGGACAGUUUCCUUUGGAGACGGAUUUGCGAGAUGCUCGGACACUAAACAAAGUGACGGCAACUUUCCUGUUUUGUCUCCUGUGGUCCUGAGUUCCCCUUUGUCUUUGUUGUCUUUUCUCUUAUACAAUGUGUUUUGUUUUUCUUUUGAUGAAACUACCUGUCUGAUUAGCACUUCCUGUAACUGGCACCGCAAUCUCUGAUACAUUCCUUGAGCUAGAAAGGUGUGUCUUUUUUUAAAAAUUAGGACUGAAGUGUAGUGCUUAAUCCGAACGCUUUCAAAGACUUUUUCCUCUCCUGUUAAAUGAAGACGACAGUUAUUUCACGAGUCCACGGACCACCAUUAUAUUGUACCUGGAAUGUAUUCUACUGUAGAAUAGAAACUCUACUUUACCGGGCUGUUGACAGAGACCAAGCACAUUUCCUGUCAGACCAGCCACCUCUUCAUAGAGUCACUAUUUAUGUCCCGUGACCAUGCAUCACACCGAUUGUGGUCAACAAAGGACAGGGCACCCUACGACAAUCUACAAUGCAAGUUAGUUUCCAGAAAUAAUACGGUAUUGCUGGUUAAAAAUCAUACCCACAGUUGACUUUUGAUGAGAGUGGUGCUAAUGAUGAUUGUGAAGAAGAAUAUCCAACUGCCCUAAAUGUACUUAUUAUACUAUAUCACCCCCCCCGCCUCCAUAACCAGGCCAGUACAGGCCUUCAACCCGCUCUAUGGCUCCCUUUUUGUCUUUUUUUUCAUGUUCUUUAUCAUUCAACACAGCGCCCACAGACGCUUAAUGUACAUAGAGAGAUAUACUGUAGUUAAAAAAAAAAAGUGAAAACUAAAGUUUCAAAGCAUUUGUGACGAGGAUAAGCAAAGAAGUAACAGUAGUUUACACGGCCACAAUCUCAAAAGGUAGGCAUUCUUCUGGAGUUUGACUGAGAAUAAUACAAAAAAAAAGAAUAAGGAUCUCAAAAAAAGGGGGAACAGUUUCUUUCUUUAUCGCCCUCCAGCCCUUUCUCUUCAUCUCUCAUGUCAACCUCAAGGACUUUAGUGUUGCAGAUGUUUCUAAAAUACUGCCACCGAUCAUUGUUGCACAGUGUUACUGACUACUGAAAAAUGGUUUGAUGUAUUUACUUUAAGAAGAGAAAAAAAAAAAGAACAAAAAAAUGGGAAAAAAAGACAUAUUGUGUAUACCCUUAGAUACAAGUCAUCUGUUAUUGCUUCUACAAAGCUAUGUAGCUGUGCUAGACUGUAGGACGUAGGGUUGAUUUGAUUUUGAUUUUUUAUAUGUACUGUACAUUGAUGCCUUCUCCAUUUACUGAUCAAAAAAAAAAAAAAAGAGGAAAAAGAUGACAAUCGUCUCCUGUGCUGCGAACAUAUUUGCCCCCAUAUAUACAGAAUCCAUUAUGCAUAGUGGGACUUAAUCCUUUCUUAUUUCUUUCAUUUGUUUUUGGUUCUCAGAAGUAUUUUGCACUGUGAUAGUAUUAUGAAUCCAACCUAUACAGUACAAAACUAGCUAACUAACUAAACUGAAGGUGUGUGUUUGUGUCCCUUGGCAUUGUGAAAUGUUUCUACGUCAUUUUUUGUGAACCCAGAGAAAAAUUCUAAUGCGGUAUGUACAGUCCAAAUAUGAUACUUCUUUUAGUUUGCGCAACCUCUAUACUGUAUGUGGCUUUGACAAAUGUUUACCCCGAUUUCUUUUGUAUGCAAAUCCCCUUCUGCGCUGCAGCGUAGGCCUGUUACCGCUUUAGCCUGCGUGAUUUCAUGUGCUCAAAUUCCAACUUGAGGUGAUUUUGCAGCACAGCCUCGCAUUUUUUUCUUUCCAUUUUAAUUUGAUUUACAUAGACUGCAAUUAACCAUCCUUUCAAUUCCAAUAUGCCAGGAUGAAGAGGGGAUU